Bombyx mandarina (wild silkworm) is the source of this 3737-nucleotide messenger RNA. RefSeq names its product DNA repair protein complementing XP-C cells homolog (gene Xpc). Gene Ontology annotation, biological process: nucleotide-excision repair; mismatch repair. The record is from RefSeq and is a predicted model, not a curated record. Gene Ontology annotation, molecular function: single-stranded DNA binding; damaged DNA binding. Gene Ontology annotation, cellular component: cytoplasm; nucleus; XPC complex. Lineage: Eukaryota; Metazoa; Arthropoda; Insecta; Lepidoptera; Bombycidae.
AUUAAAACAAAAAAUAUUAUAACAUGAGAACAUGCCGGUAACAAGAAAGAAGGUUAUAAAAACAGUGUACAAACAUGAAGAUAGUGAUGAAGAAACCGGUGAUUUUAGUGACUCAGGGUCAGAAGCGCACAUUUCUGAUGUGCCAAGCUCUGAAGACGAAGCUGAGGAAUUACCAGAAACGUCUGAAGAUGAAUUUGUCACAAAAACCAAAAAGAACGCCACGAAACCUAAACCAUCGAAGAAACCGUUCGCCAAAAGAUUAAUUAGCAAAAUAAAUAAACAAUCUCUCGAAAUGGAAAACACAUCUCCAACGAUCUUCACAGUUAAAGAUCUUACAGAUGAAGAUAAACUUCUUCCACCCAUACUCAAUUUAUCUGAAAGUGAUAGUAGUGAUGAAGAAACUCCAAAGGUAGCUGUGAAAAAAUUCACACCUCCAAUAGCUGAUGUCAAAGAACAAACCACUGACAGUGAUGAAGGCUCUCAAAUGAAUUACAAAGAUGUUUGGUCACAAAAUGUUGAUCAGAGUGAGGAAAUAGCAAAGAAGGCCUUCAUGGAGCUUGAACAACACAAAAAUAAAAUAGAAGAGGUGAAAGAAUCAAUACAAAACUACAAAGAUAUUAAGGAAGAAAAAAUAUCUGAUGUAAAAGAUCUUUUAGCACUUGGCGAAGAGGCUGCUCCACCUACAGAAGAUAUUGUAAAAAAGAAAACUAAACCGAGAAGAGUCAAAGAUGAGAGUGAUUCUGAAAUUGAAGACUGGGAAGAGGUCACAGAAGUGAAAACUGCCUCACAACAAGGUAUACAACUUAUUGUGAAAUUUCCUGAGGCUGGCUGUAAGAAAAAGAAAGCCAUUGAUGUGGAGAUGAUGAUGAAAAGAAAAAUUAAUAGAACAAGAAAAGAAAAUCAGAUUUAUAUGCAUAAAGUUCAUGUACUCUGCUGGUUAGGUUACGGUAAUUAUGUCAGUCGCGUUAUAAACGAUCAAGAUGUUAUGGCUGUAGCCCUUUCUUUGGUACCAUCAAAAGAAUGUUAUCCUAAGGACAGAGUUGAUAUGAAGUAUAUAGAACAAAUCACAAAAUGGUUUCGUGAGAAGUUGAACUUAAAACAAGAUAAAAAUGAAGAUAAAUUCAAACCUAAAGCCCCUCCACUAAAAACACUUGUACUAGAACAAAUCAACAGAAGAACUGUAACAACAAAGAAGUUUUUUGUUUUUGUAUUUGUUGCUUUAUUGCGAGCUCUCGGCCUACAGUGCCGUAUCAUGAUGAAUUUUGUUACACUGCCUCUAAAACCAUCGACAUUCGAAUUAUAUUCACUUUCAACAAAAGCAAAAGACAAUAAAAAUGAAAAAUCCAAAUCGGAAGUUGUUGAAGAAAAACAACAGAAACACAAAGAAGAUAGCGAAAAGAAAUCUAAUUCUAAAAAAACAUCAAAACCGAAAAUUCCGCAAGUGGACGGAAAUGACGAUGAUGGAAAUAUAUUUCAAAACAUAAUGCAAGUUGAUGGUAAUGAUGACACCCUUGGCGUCAAAACCAGAAGUACGAGAUCUGCAAGAGCUGGUAAUGUCAAUUCUCUUAAAAAUAAAGAAGAAACUGAAGAUGAUUUACCUCAAAAACGAUUAAAAAAAGACCCUAAACAGUCUACACAAAAUCCUUCCCUAGGUGAUAGAAAGCAGCCUAAUAGAUCAUUAAAAGGUGUAAACAGUAAACAUGGAAACCCUACAAACGUUUUGAUUGAUGAAAAUAAUGAUAAUAUUGCAAUGAAGAGAUCUACAAAGCUGUUACCAAAUCGAGCAAUUAAAUCAAUCAUCAGUGACAAAUUAGAUGGUAAAGAAAAAGACAAAACACCAAAAGAAAAUGCUUCUUCAAAACCACAAAGCUGCAAAAUUUUACCUAAACCUGAAUUAGAAAUUACAAAAAAGACUCUAGCGAAUGCAAAACCAGCCAAAAGAAAAGCAAUCAAAAAUAUUCCCCUUGUGUCUGAUGAAAACAAAAAGUCAGUUUCCAGCAAAUAUUUUCAAACUAACACAGCUACUGUUGACGAAAAUAAAAGCAGGACUUGUAGGAAAAGAUCGCACACCUUUGAAUCUAAUAAAACGAAUAAAAAUAACAGUUUGGAUGUUAAGGAGAAGGUCACUAAAGCAAGGACUAAAAGUGCAAUUAAUGAAGUAGAAAAAAGCAAAUACUUUUGUGAUACAGAAAUAGAAAGUAAACGAUCUAAAGUAACCAGACAUACAAGGUCAAACGAUGUCCAGGUCAAACCUGAGCAAAGAGUAAGUCAUAGAGAUCUAAAGAAAAUAAGUGAUAAAUCUAAAAAUGAUGUCACUGAGGACCUUGUGACAAUAAUAAAAGGCAGAAUAAAAGAAGCUAAGAGUGACUCAAAUAAGUUGAGAUCAAAAGCAAAAAAAAUAAAAGAAGAAUCAGAUAGUGACAGUGACCUCUUACCAGAAGAGGAAGUUCGCAAAAAUAUACCAGAAAGUGAUGAUGAUUUCAAACCACUUAAAAUUAGUCCUCGACCCAGUACAAGUAAGAAAAUAGAUCGUCGUGUACUUUCGUCAGAUGAUGAAAAACCUAAAAACAAAAUCGACAUUUGGUGUGAGAUUUUUGCUGAAGAACUUGAACAGUGGAUAUGUGUUGAUGUUGUUAGUGGAAAAAUACAUGACACAGAUACAAUUUAUACUCGUGCUACGCACCCGGUGUGCUAUAUUGUUGGCUGGGACAACAACAAUUACUUGAAAGACUUGACUAGAAAAUACGUGCCUCACUAUAAUACGGUGACGCGAAAAUUACGAGCCGAACUGGAUUGGUGGGAAAAAGCUCUAAGCCCGUGGGUUGGACCUAAGACUGCACGGGACAAAGAAGAAGAUGAAUAUAUAAAUAAGAUGCAACUUGAAGCACCUUUGCCGAAAAGUAUUGCCGAGUACAAGAAUCAUCCUCUGUAUGCUCUAAAAAGACACUUAUUGAAGUUCGAAGCUAUGUAUCCAUCAGACGCGGCAACAUUAGGAUUCGUACGCGGCGAAGCGGUAUACUCCAGGGACUGCGUGUACGUAUGUAGAUCACGAGAUCUGUGGCUUAAAGAGGCCAAAGUUGUCAAACUUGGUGAAAAACCUUACAAAAUUGUGAAAGCGCGGCCGAAAUGGGAUAAGUUAUCAAAUACAUUAAUCAAAGAUAAAGUUCUGGAAUUGUAUGGACCAUGGCAGGUUCAAGACUAUGAACCACCUGUAGCUGAAAAUGGAAUAGUGCCUCGGAAUGCUUAUGGAAAUGUAGAACUGUUCAAGGAAUGCAUGUUACCUAAAGGAACAGUGCGAAUUAAAUUACCUGGUUUAAAUAGAGUGGCAAGAAAAUUGAACAUAGACUGUGCACCAGCGAUGACCGGCUUCGACUACGACGGUGGCUGGUGUCAUCCUGUUUACGACGGCUUUGUUGUUUGUAAAGAGUUUGAGGGAGUGCUCACAGAAGCCUGGGUCCAGGAACAAGAAGAACAGGAAAAACGUGAACGCGAAAAAACCGAAGCCAGAGUCUAUGGAAAUUGGAAGAAGUUAAUCAGAGGUUUGCUCAUACGAGAAAGGGUCAAAGAUAAAUAUGGUUUCGAAAAACUCAGUGCGUCCCAACCAACAAAAGGUAAAGGAAAAGCACCUCGAUUUGUUGUAAAGAAAAAAUAGCUUUUAAUUUUUUUGACGUGACAACGUCUUAUAAUUCGAUGGAGCCGGCUGCACGCACGAAAAAACAUGACUCAUGCGGCGUUAC